AUGUUGUUAGCCUCACUGGUGAACCUUUGCCAGAGCUGGCAAACUAAUCAUUUGAUACGGAUUGUUUAUAGUGAUGAGGCCAGUAUGCUGUACCAUAUCCUGUUUGAAGAGCUGCUGCGACGUGAGAGUGAGUCCAUGCCAUUUGGAAAUCUGUCAGAAGAGGAAAAACGGUUUCUGUCCUAUUUUCCCUUGAAGAAGUAUCAGCUGGAAAAGAAUAUCCAAGAACUUAAUACCAUUGCAGACCAAGUUGACAGGACCCACAAGACGCUCACCAAGGCCAACCUAGUGGCCAGCUCUUCAGGGGCUGUUUCUGGAGUCAUGAGCAUCCUGGGUUUUGCUCUAGCCCCUGUGACAGUAGGAGGGAGUCUCAUACUCUCAGCAGCUGGGGUGGGGUUGGGGGCAGCAGCUGCCAUCACCAAGGUUUUGACAAAUGCCCUAGAAAAUCGAAGCAAUUCAGCAGCAAGAGACAAAGCCAGCAGACUGGUGACUGCUAGGAUGACGUCGGAGCAUGAGGCUUUCGGAGGAAUAAAGUUGCCUGAAGUCGAGGCUACUGGACAGUGUGUUGCUAAGUGUAUAAGCAUCAUCAAGAGUCUUCGUGCCCACCAGAUGGCCAAAGCUAACUUUGGCUUCAUGUCUAUGGUCAAGAAUUGUGUGGCCACACACAACAUCUCUUUCUGGAAGCCUAGAGAGGUGCAGACAAUCUUCGUAGGCACAAGUCUGGCCGUGACCAAGGGUGCCCAGGUAACGGGUGCCGCUGGGGCUGGCCUCUUGCUCAUGCAAGAUGUGAGCAAACUUCUGCAGAACUGGAAGCACCUGGAGGAGGGGGCGAGGGCAGAGACAGCCAAGGAACUGAGGACACUUGCCAAGGAGCAGGAGCAGGAGCUGAGGCAGCUCACCGAGCGCUACCAGGACCUGCAGCAGAAGGCGAGCGAGACCCCGUCCCAGGGUCCCGAGCAGGGCUCACCUCGCUCACCUCCUCCUUUGCCUGUCAUGGAGCAACAGCUUAGGCCCGGCCCUGGCGGUGCACUGAGGACACCGGCAGAGAGGACAGCCUCUGCCCCAGUGGCGCUUAGGGCCUAA
Propithecus coquereli (Coquerel's sifaka) is the source of this 1080-nucleotide messenger RNA. RefSeq names its product apolipoprotein L, 5 (gene APOL5). The record is from RefSeq and is a predicted model, not a curated record. Gene Ontology annotation, biological process: lipoprotein metabolic process; lipid transport. Gene Ontology annotation, molecular function: lipid binding. Lineage: Eukaryota; Metazoa; Chordata; Mammalia; Primates; Indriidae. Gene Ontology annotation, cellular component: extracellular region; membrane. The coding region runs from base 1 to 1080 and encodes 359 amino acids. The transcript is spliced from 2 exons.